AUGUUCAUUACAUUAAUGCGUUACUUUAGACAAAAGUUUGGUAAUGAUGCGCCCAACAUCCUUUGGCUCAUUGGUCUAUACUUGAUACAGGGAAUACCACUUGGACUCACAUUUGGUACAGUCCCAUUCUUCUUGCACAAGUCAGCGACGUACACACAGAUUGGCAUAUUCUCAUUCGCUACACUACCUUAUAGUUUCAAGAUACUUUGGUCACCAUUAAUUGAUAGUAUAUACAAUAAGCGAUUCGGUCGUCGCAAGUCAUGGAUAGUGCCCACACAACUGGUCAUCGGCACAAUAUAUCUCGUCAUUGCCUCACAUAUUGAACAGUUGAUCGAGGAUUCUACAACGCACAUCUGGACACUGACCAUUGUGUUCUUGGUCACAAUCAUAUUGGUUGCCACACAGGACAUUGCUGUGGACGGAUGGGCACUCACCAUCUUGUCCAAGAAGCACCUUCACCAUGGCUCAACGUGUCAGACCAUCGGCCUGACCACUGGCUACUUCAUUUCCUACACGAUCUUCAUGAUACUCAACUCGUCAAAUCUUGCCAAUCACUUCCGCGCGAUCCCCACAGAGGAGGGCCUCGUCUCACUAUCCGGUUACAUCUUCUUCUGGGGUGUAAUCUACAUUGUUGUCAGCAUCUACUUGGCAUUGUACAAACCUGAGAAUCCACCUGCAAUAGACGAGUCUGAGACACAGGCACAGGAGGAGGUGGAUGACGCAUCGAUCAGCCAUCAAUCAAAGGAUAGUGAUGGAGAUGAAGAGGAGUCGAUCGAAGACAUAUCAUCACAAUUGGAACCAUUGCAAAUUUAUAAGAUGUUGUAUCGUAUUGUAUCGUUGCCGCAUAUCCAGACACUUUGCAUAAUGUUCAUUGCUAGCAAGAUUGUGUUUCAAUCGAAUGAGACAAUGUCACUGCGACUUAUGGAGAAGGGCAUGGCCAAAGAAGACCUUGCCACCUUCUCACUCAUUGGAUUCCCCUUCACCAUUCUAUUCUCAGUGCUUGCUGGCAAGUUGGUCAAAGACAAGCCACUAUCUUUGUGGACAAAUGCAUAUUUAUUAGGUAUUCUAUGUAUGUUCUGUAAUAUGAUGACUGUAAUAUACUUCCAGAGAGGCUGGAUGUACUACAUUGUGCUUCUACUCUUCUCCCUCCUAACAUCAUUUGUCCACACAAUGAUGAGUGUCUCUCAAGGAUCAUUCUUUUUGAAGAUAAGUGACAAGGCAAUUGGUGGAACAUAUCUCACAUUCUUGAAUACUAUUGCCAACUUUGCAGGUACAUGGCCAAAGUUCCCAGUGCUCUAUAUCAUUGACAAGUUAUCAAAGAAUGUCUGUCGCGUUGGUAGCACUGGCGAGGAAUUUGUACACAACAGUCUGACAGAGGUGAUCGUAAAGCAAUGUGAAACGCUUGGUGGCGUAAUGGAAAACAUCAGCGACGGUUACUUCAUUGUCACCGUUAUAUUCAUUGGUUAUGGAUUGUUCAUGUAUCGCAUGCUAAAGUCCAAGUUUGUGCCGAUCCAGUAUAUCAAGCCAAUGCCAAUCGUCACGUCGCCCAAAGUGAUGCAUCAUAAAUAG
This is a messenger RNA of Acytostelium subglobosum LB1, 1569 nucleotides long. RefSeq lists its product as hypothetical. The record is from RefSeq and is a predicted model, not a curated record. Gene Ontology annotation, molecular function: acetyl-CoA transmembrane transporter activity. Lineage: Eukaryota; Evosea; Eumycetozoa; Acytosteliales; Acytosteliaceae. The transcript has 4 exons. Gene Ontology annotation, cellular component: membrane. The coding region runs from base 1 to 1569 and encodes 522 amino acids.